Molecule: messenger RNA, 282 nt
Organism: Gongylonema pulchrum
Lineage: Eukaryota; Metazoa; Nematoda; Chromadorea; Rhabditida; Gongylonematidae
Source: the annotation of a GenBank genome assembly
AGCGACGAGGUUGAUGUAACUGCAAACGCAACCGGGCAGCUGUACUGGGAUGACGGUGAAAGCUUCAUCGAUGAUGUAGCCAAAUAUCCCUACUAUCAUUGGGAGUUCUACUUCGUAUCAACAAACACAACAGCAGUUUUGUACAUCAAACCUACCAAAAUUAACCUAGAAGCAUCUGCCGAAAAAACAGUGCCGUUAGCGGCAAAACCAGCACUGAACUGUGCAGAAAAGCAUCUUCGUACCGACAGUAAGUUCGCUGUUCGGUUAUUGAACUGCACAUAG